This is a messenger RNA of Thalassophryne amazonica, 4464 nucleotides long. It is a transcript of the gene eps15, whose product is annotated as epidermal growth factor receptor pathway substrate 15. NCBI's taxonomy places the organism in Eukaryota, Metazoa, Chordata, Actinopteri, Batrachoidiformes, Batrachoididae. Gene Ontology annotation, cellular component: plasma membrane; clathrin coat of coated pit; cytoplasm. Bases 46 to 3372 code for a protein of 1108 amino acids. The transcript has 25 exons. Gene Ontology annotation, molecular function: cadherin binding; calcium ion binding. Gene Ontology annotation, biological process: endocytosis; endosomal transport. The record is from RefSeq and is a predicted model, not a curated record.
CAUCUGUCGGCGUCUGGCAGCAGUGCAGCGGGAAACAGAAACACCAUGGCUGCCACUCUGUCUUUUACUCAGCUCUCCAGUGGAAAUCCCAUCUAUGACAAAUACUAUCGGCAGGUUGAUCCAACUGGCAGUGGGCGAGUGGCAGCAGCUGAUGCAGCUUUGUUCCUGAAAAGGUCAGGCUUGGCUGAUGUGGUCCUCGGAAAGAUCUGGGACUUAGCAGACUCUGAACGAAAGGGCUACCUGAGUAAACAGCAAUUCUUCAUAGCAUUGAGGUUGGUAGCCUGUGCACAGAAUGGACUGGAGGUGGCACUCAAGAGCCUUAAUGUAGCUGUUCCUCCCCCAAAAUUUCAUGACACAAGCAGCCCUUUGUUAGCAGGGGGAGUGGCUAUGGAUAUUCCAUGGAUUGUUAAGCCCGAGGAAAAGAUGAAGUUUGACUCCAUUUUUGAUAGUCUGGCUCCAGUGGGUGGGAUGCUAACAGGGGAGAAGGUUAAACCAGUCCUGCUCAACUCCAAACUGCCGGUCGACAUCCUGGGCAGGGUGUGGGAGCUCAGUGACAUCGACAGAGAUGGAAUGUUGGACAAAGAUGAAUUUGCUGUGGCCAUGUAUCUGGUGUACAGAGCCCUGGAGGGGGAGCCUGUUCCCAUGUCUCUGCCACCUCCCCUGGUUCCACCCUCCAAGAGGAAGAAACCCUCAGUACCUCCUGUGAUGCCCUUAUUACCCUCACCCCCUUCUGCCAAAGACAGUCGCUCCUCCCAUGCUGGCUCUAAGACUAUGCCUCACCCUCCUAAACCUGCCCCAGUUCCUGUCCCAACACCAGCAGCUGCCCCUUGGGUGGUGUCUCCAGCAGACAAAGCCAAGUAUGAUGAACUGUUUAACAAAACAGACAGUGACAUGGAUGGGCUGGUGUCUGGACCAGAGGUCAGAGAUAUCUUUCUCAAGACCGGCCUGCCUUCUGCAACACUUGCGCGUAUCUGGGAGCUUUGUGACAUUGGAGAUGUUGGAAAACUAACUCGAGAGCAGUUUGCCCUGGCGCUUCAUCUGAUAAACCAGAAGCUGACCAAAGGCAUGGAUCCGCCCCAGAGCCUCUCCCUAGAGAUGAUCCCACCUUCUGACAGACAAAGUAUCAAACAGAACAACUUGGCAAACCUUGCAGCUGACUUCUCUGCCAUCAAGGAGCUGGACUCUCUCAGCAAUGAGAUUGUUGAACUCCAAAGGGAGAAGAGCAUGGUUGAAGAGGAGAUCAAGGAGAAAGAGGAGGCCAUCAGACAGCGCAGCACUGAAGUACAGGACUUGCAGGAUGAGGUGGCAAAGGAGAGUGAGGCACUACAAGGGCUUCAAGCUCAACGACAGAGGGUCCAGCAGGCCUUGGAGGAACUGGACCAACAGAAGGGCACACUGGAGCAACAGCUGGCUCAUAUUCGUCAGCAGACCAGUCAGGAGACACAACUGAUCUCCUCACUACAGUCAGAACAUGAAGAGCAGGAACAGAGGAUAUGUCAGUAUGAGGAGGAGCUGGUUCAGGCACGAGAAGAACUCCUCGCGCUGCAGGAGGAGAGCAGGAGGUUGCAGGAGAAGGUUCAGGCCGCUCAGGAACAGCUUACACCCCUGCAGGAGACUGUGCGUGACUCCUUCACACAGGUGGCACAGGUUCAGCAGAAAGUCAAUGACCUUCAAGUGGAGGAGAGGUCAGUGACUGCUCAGCUGAGCUGGAAGAGAGCACUAGAGGACAGCUCUCCUGUUAUGGUGAAUGGAUCAUUGGUGCCCACGCCAGAGCUUCAACAGGGGGACCUCUUCCAGCAGGACCUCUUCCAGCAGGAGCAUCCAAAAGAACUGAAGGAGGAAGAACCAGCUGCUUUCUGCAGUCUACAGAUAGAACACUUAAAUCAAAGAGAGAAAGGAAUGAAUAAUGGCGAUGAAGAGGAGGAAGAAAGUCCAAAGACACCAGAGGAGGAGAAGUCAAAACCCAGCGCUCUGGAAGAUCUCUAUUCUAGUCUAGCUUCUUGUGACAUAUACAACAGCCUGCCCACUUUGACCAAGCCACAGAACAUUGUUAUUCAGGAAUACAGUAGCCCAACGGCCAAUAUCUCCCUAGAAGUUACAGAUGAUACUGAAGAAUCACCGAAAUCCAGCCCACCAAAGGCUGAAUCACCAGAGCUCAAGAGAAAACCUGAGGCUGCAGAUUCCCAAGAAAUUGCUCCCUCAUUAUUACCUCCUCAGGUCAACACUCGCUCCACAGCACCACAAGCCAAUGUGCCCAUCCUACCUGAGAUAGACUUCUUCCAUUCAGACCCCUUUACUGACCAUGAUCCAUUUAAAGGUGAUCCUUUUGGGAAAACGGAUGCUGUAGAUCCUUUUGGAGGAGAUCCAUUCAAAGGCUCAGACCCGUUUGCUGCAGAUGCCUUCUUUGUUCCAACCACCAGUGCCCCUUUUUCCUCAGAUGAUCUUUUUUCUGCCCCAGCUGACCCAUUUGGUGCCACUACUGGCCCAGUACAACAAGACCUGUUUGGUGCCAAAUUAAAUGACACAAUAGCUGCACCAGUGGCAGAACCAGACCCCUUCACCUCCACACCUGCCACCACAUGUUUACCACCCAAAGAUCCAUUCAGCUCCACAGGGAACAAUGUGAAUGAUGCCCACCCUUUUGGAGGAAAAAUCCACAAGCUGGGAGAUGCUGAUCCUUUUGCUUCUCAGGAAGGAGAAACAGAUCCCUUUAGUAGUUCUUCGCCGAGCUCUGAUCUGGCUAUGAAAGACACAGCUGCAACAAAUGAUCCUUUUGCUCCAGGUGGUACGACAGUGAGUGCAAGCUCGGAUCCAGAUCCGUUUGCUGCGGUGUUUGGAAAUGAAUCAUAUGGAGGGGGCUUUGCAGAUUUUGCUGCCUUGGCAAAGUCUAGUGGUACGGACCAGUUUGGUACCGACAAUAAGAAUUUGUUCCAGGAUGACAGCCAGUCUGCCAGCUCUGACAUUCCCCCAGCACUCCCACCGAAAACGGGUACGCCAACUAGACCCCCCCCUCCACCUCCAGGUAAGAGAUCCUCCAUCUCCAGAACAGAGUCCUCCGACUCUUUCCAUAGACGAGGGCAUUUCCUCACACAGAUAUCAGGAGAAUUCUCUUCGUCCUCCUCCUGCUCUUCUCUGCCUGCCAAGGAUCCUUUAAAUGACCCCUUCGCCCCCUCGUCCCCUCCUCGCCGCAACGUACGGGAAGCUGACCGUUUUGCCAGCUUUGACAAACAGUAUCCAACAGAAGAAGACAUGAUAGAGUGGGCAAAGCGUGAGAGCGAGCGGGAGGAGAAGGAGCGGCUUGCCAGACUCACCCAGCAGGAGCAGGAGGACCUGGAGCUGGCCAUCGCACUUAGCAAGUCUGAACUCACCUGAGGAGCACGACCUCGACCCAACGGCACAGCCUGGUCCAGCCCGGAAAGCACCAAAGCAAAGUGGGGACUGUGUAGGACUGAAUCGGCGGUCCCUGCUGCCCCCAUGAAGAGACUUUCUUAGAAUUAACCCCUCUUUCUAUGCCUUCAGCCCAAACUGUGGUCACUCCUAGCCAGCAUUACACCAUCUUUUAACCCCCCCAUCCUGAUGGUCUCUGUGGUUUUUCUUUUGGAUCAUAGCAGAGGACCAAAGCUUCUGUUUAAAAAGGGAUUUAAAAAAAUUAUAUGCAGUGAAUAUGGAUUUUUAGCUCGUCAUGUGUUCAACAGCAGAAUGUUAGUACCGCUUUAUUAAAAAAUAACUUAUUGAAACACUCAGAAGAAGUUUGGACUUUGGUUUUCUCUGCUGUUGCUCACUUCUAAAACAUGCAGUGAAUUUAAGUGCAAACUUUAAUACUCAUAUCUAACCUCGAUAUCCACCAGUGUGCUUCCAGCAGAGUAAAUGGGAUGGUGAUGCAUCAGUGUUUACACAGUAUGAAUGCAGAGACCAUCUUUCAGUGCAGCCAUCAGGUUUUCCCGGACUUGGUCAAACUGAAUCCCAUUGACAAAAAAAAAAUUAUAUACCUAAUUAUAACAUUUAUAACAUUAUAAUAUAUAUAACAUUAAUAUACCUGGAAUAGAACUACAAACAUUUUAAUUAGCAUUAUAUUUCAGGGCACACUACAAUGGGUGGCACAUAACCAAUUUUACCAGAUAGUUAACACUUAAGAUGGAAGACAAUGUAGUUUUUAAAAUCUGUUUAGUCACUCGGAGGCUGAUCGGUGUUCAUGUACUUUAAGAAAUGAAAUGUUUAAUUUAUGGGUGAUAUGAGACAUGAUGGGAAUAACACUGCUGACUUUAACAGAUAUUUGGUCUUGCUCAAGAGCAUUUCACUGGGGUGGAGUGAGUGGGUUUUUAUUCCAAGACGAUGAGCCCCCCUAAACUGCUAAACUUUGGGCAACAAUCGACCCUGCAUGGAUAUGAUGUAAAGAUGAAGAAGGAGUAGUUGAGUUAAAACCUAGAAGUUGGGUUGUAAAACACUGAAUGUAUGUGUCUGAAA